This is a messenger RNA of Salvelinus fontinalis (brook trout), 6201 nucleotides long. RefSeq names its product serine/threonine-protein kinase A-Raf-like. The coding region runs from base 296 to 2131 and encodes 611 amino acids. Gene Ontology annotation, cellular component: cytosol; mitochondrion. Gene Ontology annotation, biological process: signal transduction; protein phosphorylation. Gene Ontology annotation, molecular function: protein kinase activity; ATP binding. Lineage: Eukaryota; Metazoa; Chordata; Actinopteri; Salmoniformes; Salmonidae. The transcript has 16 exons. The record is from RefSeq and is a predicted model, not a curated record.
GAAUUUAUACAAUGUAAUUUUUUGUUGUUGCUUGUAACACCCGCCCCUUUAUGUAUCGAUUCUGUCAUCCAAUGAACGAGUGUAAAUGUGAGAAUGGACCAAUACAGAGCGUGCAUCACGGAGGUGUUCCGCUUUCCCAGAAAUACUUGACAGAUUCUACUUCAGAUUGAGAGAAUUCAAGAUGGCUGCUUCAGGUUCCAGGUAAGGGCUCACUCCCCCGGAUCCCCAGUGCAUGAAGUUCUCCUGUUGUUGAAGGAUCUCAGUGCUGCCUCCCUUGCUCUUCUUGCCUGUCAUUAUGUCCUCAAACUCUUCCUCCUGCUCCUCCUCGGGAGAGACUAGUCCGGAGGACGUGCCCCGAGGUGGGGGCACCAUCCGUGUCUUCCUCCCCAAUCAACAGAGGACCGUGGUGAAUGUUCGCCCUGGGCAGACCGUUUAUGACAGUUUGGAUAAAGCCCUUAAAGUAAGGGGCCUGAGCCAGGACUGUUGCGCUGUGUUUCGACUCCUAGAAGGUCGCAAGAGACUAACUGAUUGGAACACUGACAUCACCCCACUGGUAGGAGAAGAGCUGCUGGUAGAGGUGUUGGAUGAUGUCCCCCUCACCAUGCAUAACUUUGUACGAAAAACCUUCUUUAAGUUGGCCUAUUGUGACUUCUGUCACAAGUUUCUGUUCAACGGCUUCAGAUGUCAGACAUGUGGCUACAAGUUUCACCAGCACUGCAGCAGCAAAGUCCCCACUGUGUGUGUGGACAUGGACACUAUAACAAAACGGUGCACACCUAAUCCUUGCCCAGAUGAGUACCCUCAGAUAUCCAUACUGUUGCCAGACAACUCCAUAUCCCAGAGCGACAUAGCCUUAACCCCGGAUCCUUCUGGGCACGGACUACUGUCCCCAACCUCGGCCUUCCGGUUCCCUCUGCCAGGUGGAGAUGGUCAGUCCCUACAGAGGCAUCGGUCCACCUCCACCCCCAACGUCCACAUGGUCAGCAUCGUGGGCCCUGCCGGUGUCAGCAUCAUAGAGGAUGCGUUAAAAAUACAAAACAAUACAAUGGUUCCUGAACCAUCACCCAAACCCUCUACCAGCCCGCCCUCUCUGGGCUCCCCUGGCAGGAGACCCCCCAAAUCCCCCUCAGAGCACAAGGAGCGCAAGCCCUCCUCAUCUGACGACAAAAAGAAAGUGCACCGUGGAGGCUAUAGAGACUCAAGUUACUACUGGGAGGUCCACUCGCGAGAAGUCAACAUCCAGAAAAGGAUAGGUGCAGGCUCCUUCGGGACUGUCUUCAAGGGCAAGUGGCACGGAGACGUGGCCAUCAAGAUCCUCAAAGUGACAGAGCCAACACCUGAGCAGUUGCAAGCCUUUAAAAAUGAAAUGCAAGUGCUACGAAAGACACGCCACGUCAACAUUCUGCUGUUCAUGGGCUUCAUGACUAAGCCUAACUUUGCCAUCAUCACACAGUGGUGUGAGGGCAGCAGCCUGUACCGCCAUCUGCACGUCUCUGAGACCAAGUUUGAGACCAUGCGUCGCAUCGACGUGGCCAGGCAGACAGCACAGGGCAUGGAUUAUCUUCAUGCCAAGAAUAUAAUUCAUCGAGACCUGAAAUCAAACAACAUCUUCCUCCAUGAGGGCUGGACUGUGAAGAUCGGGGACUUUGGGCUGGCAACGGUGAAGUCUCGAUGGAGUGGCUCUGAGCAGGUAGAACAGCCCAGCGGCUCCAUUCUGUGGAUGGCUCCUGAGGUGAUCCGGAUGCAGGACGCCAACCCUUACACGUUCCAGUCAGAUGUGUACGGCUACGGGGUGGUGCUGUUUGAGCUGAUGUCGGGGACUCUGCCUUAUUCCCAGAUUAACAACCGAGACCAGAUACUCUUUAUGGUUGGGCGUGGCUACUUGUCUCCAGACCUCAGUUUGCUGUCCAGUAGCUCACCCAAGUCCAUGAAGAGGCUCAUCAUUGACUGCCUGAAGUUCAAACGUGAUGAGAGGCCCCUCUUUCCACAGAUCAUGUUAGGCAUUGAGCAGGUCCAGGACCUGUUGCCAAAAAUUGAGCGGAGUGCCUCGGAGCCCUCCCUCCACCGGGCUGUCCAUGCGGAGGAACUGAACCCACUCCUGUUCCACACCACUCGGCUGAUGCCCCUGUGAGCUCUGCCAAGCCAGGCCCAGGAGUUGUCUGUCCUUCUGAGGGAAGAGACCAUCACCACUGACGCCAACGCUGGCUGCAUUACUCCCAUGAGAGCGAGUCCACAGACAGCUGCCCAUCUAAACACCCCCAGGACUGUGUCCCAAAUGGCACUCUCUUCCCUCCAUAGUGCACUACUUUUGACCUGGGCCCUAUGGGCCCCGGUCAAGGUAAUGCAGUAUAAGGUGAAUCGGCUGCUGUUUGGGACGCAACCCAGCAUUCCCCUUCCUCUGGCACUGGUUGGGGCUCCUACAGACAACACCACCACCACCAAAUGUAACCCCUCCUCACGCCGACACUCCACAGCACAACCCCCUGAGCCCUCAGACUCUCCCUACUACACAUCAGAACCACACAGCUCCCCUCCCUCUCCCCCUGCUCACAGGCCUAGACACACUGGAACACAUGCUGGCCAGGCCAGGUCAGAACCCCUACAUUCCUAUACUGUCACUCUACUGGCCAGGCCAGGUCAGAACCCCUACAUUCCUAUACUGUCACUCUACUGGCCAGGCCAGGUCAGAACCCCUACAUUCCUAUACUGUCACUCUAAUGGCCAGGCCAGGUCAGAACCCCUACAUUCCUAUACUGUCACUCUACUGGCCAGGCCAGGUCAGAACCCCUACAUUCCUAUACUGUCACUCUACUGGCCAGGCCAGGUCAGAACCCCUACAUUCCUAUACUGUCACUCUACUGGCCAGGCCAGGUCAGAACCCCUACAUUCCUAUACUGUCACUCUACUGGCCAGGCCAGGUCUGAACCCCUACAUUCCUAUACUGUCACUCUACUGGCCAGGCCAGGUCUGAACCCCUACAUUCCUAUACUGGCCUGGCUAUGGAUUUCUCAAGGCUGCUUUUAAGUGCGGGACGCCAGACUUUGAAGUCGUGUCAUAAUGACGUCAGUGUUUUGCGCUUUUGAGUGCAAGCGAUGAAAGAGAAAUGCUUACAGAACCACAAUGGCAUGCACAGAAGAUGACUUUCACUUGGUUGUUGUGACCAUAUUUUAAGUUAUUGGUCCUUUUGGUCCCAUAAUGGUUUCGGUUAAUCAUAGUGUCGUCGUGCAGUCUUAGGAUAUGACCAUGAAUAAGCUGCUAUACAACAUGGAUUUGAAAUGCCACUGUCGAAGACAAGCAGUUUGGGACUCAAGUUAACGGCGGCAUCAAAUGUGUACGGCACCAUUUUAAUAGACACAGCAGGGUCGUAUUUAUUAGUGCACACCAAAGCAAAACUUUUUUGCGACGGAAAUACGAAAACAAGAGCUUCUUAUUGGACAUGGUUAGGUAGUCCCUCCCUGUUUCAGUCCAUUUUCUUUCAUUUGGUGCCUAGUUAAUAUGACCCAGACCCGUAUAUAAACCUUUGCAUUGUUUCCAGUGAAUACAUAGGCUAGUUUAACCCAGAGGCCUUCUGUAUGGCCUGAAACCUGUAGUCUUAACAAGUAAAGAGUAUUCUCAAUGCUUUACAAGCUUAAAGUCAGCUUGACUACAUUGCACCAUGGACAAGCACGUGUGCUAGCAGAUCUGGUUAAAACAAGCUGCCUUACUUAUAUGUAGUUGCUUUUUGCUCAUUGUGACACAGGAAGCUUACUCAUUAUCAAUCACGUGACACCUAGUUUAUCUGAAUCCUGCUUUCAAUAUAACUUUUAUGGGGGUAUAAUAACUUGAAGAUGUCAAUGUUUGGAACGUUGUUUGUUUUCUUAAUUCCUGAUUGUAUUAGCUUUUACACUUUGACUGGCCUUUAGGAAAUGGUAGCCUUUAACUUAAAUGAAUGACUUCUCCUCUUCCUGCUUCCAAUUGCUGUUGAUCGUGGGUUGCUACUUAAAUUGAGUGUUGUACCUAGUGAAAGAUGGUUGGUUGCUUGCUUGGUAUUAACAGUGAUUAGCCUAUUGCCCUCAGACUCGACUCUGGACCGCAAAGCCAGUUCCACUGUUUGUUUUUUUCAUUGUUCCCCUCUAAUCAGGGACUGAUUUAGACACGUGACACCAGGUGGGUGUAAUUAAGGUAGGACAGAGAAACAGCAGGCUCCGGGACAUAGGGUAAGAGUUGAAUACCCCGGGCCUAUUGGUUUCCUCCUCCUUUCAGUGAAAGUGCAUUGAUGGUUAUUUUGAGUGAGGCUUUUUCAAUUGAUACUAAGUAGAUUGCUCCAUGGUGCAACUGGGAUGGGAUGACUGUUAUUUGUUGCUGCAUACUGGUUACAACGAGGGGCAGAUUUGAAUCGUCAAUGGUAACUUGUUAUGUUUUGUGUCAUGCUUAAUUUGAACUAAUCGUAACUGUGAUUUUAACCCAUAAGGGGUCUGUUGUUUUUGGUCUUAUGUGUGCUGGAAAUGGCUUGGACAGUAGAGGGCGUGAUUUCGUAAUACUGUAUUUGACACGAUCAAUUUAAAUUAGUGCAGAUUGUAUUGUGGGGUGAUGGUUACUGAACAAACAAUAACUGACUUUUUUUUUUUUUUUUACUAUAAAAAGCAGAUAUACAGGUUUUUAACCUAGAUGUUUUAAUGUUUUCAAGAGGGGCUGGGUACCCUAUUGUUAUUUACUCAUUCCAAUUAUGUUGGCUUUUGUGAAUAGGUUUGACUUGGAGAUUUUGGUAGACAAGGGUUGGGAAAGACUACAUUUCUCAUUUUAUUUAUUGAUGUUAUUGUCAUUGCAGAUAGCGGUGUGAUACAUCUGCUGUCAUGGACCUUUUGGUGGAUGAAAUGUUUACCGAGUGAUAAGAGCUCACUCUUUGCAGCAUUUAAAUCAUGGAUGGUUUGGGUUCUCUAACCUAGCGGAAUGUACUUUCAAGACAUGGUACUGUCUCAAACUACUCUAAUUGAGCUUCAGAUUGCUGAUACUCUGUCAAGUGCAUUUAAUUGGCUUUUGAUUGCAUUACAUUUUCCUCUGCAACUCUAACUUCACCCAUGGCUGUAGUGAGCACUGCAUUAUUUACUGGGGUGGAAUAAUGUGGUAUACACCCCACUGAGGUGGGGUGUAUAUACCCGCCCUACUGCGGAUUCAGUAUCCUCCUGAGACUUGGGAUACAUUGUCGUUACCCUCCUCUGGUCAGACCCAGGAAAUAUGGAAUGUCAUUGAAGUGGCAUUUAUACUGUUAGCAAUGCAAUAUGCAGCAAAAGAAAGAAAAAGGCAUGGAAAAUCUGUUUUUGAAGACAUUGCACAUCAAACAUGAAUUUGUCCCAGGUGUAGGUCAUACACAAAUAAUUUGAAUAGCCCAAAGGCUUCAGAAUGAAACAUAUCUUUCCAAAUGAAAUCCCUUUUACAGACGAGUUUAUCUCUUAAAGUAUCCAGUGCAUUUUAGAGGUGUCCAUGAUGCAGGAAUAGUCUAGCUUCUUAUGUUUGGUGGCAUUGCUUUACCAUAAUGGCAGUCGGUUUCUGCUGAAUUGAUAGUGAGUACGUUUGUUACUCAGAGGGACUCUGGUUUCUUUAAUGACCUCCCUAUUAAAUAAGAUAUCUUCUCUAAGUGACAUAUCUUACCAUUUCAGUUUAGUCAAAUGCAUCUCCCUCUCUCUUCCAAAGAGGAUAUUGUUUCUUCUGUUGUGUGUUCAGAGAGGAGGACAAAAGUGCCACAGUUACUGAAAUUUUGUACAAGUUAAAUAGAAAGAAAUGGACCUCCCCUGAAAUUGACUGCGCUAAAGGCAUGACAUCACAUUGAAGAUAGCAGUUGCUGUGCUUCAGACACCGGGUAAUUACAGGGGCAGCGUGGGGAAAUGAACCGGACUCAUUUAACAGCUGUCAUAUUUCAGAGCAGUAAAGAGAAUGAAUGAAUCUGUCAGUCUAGUUUUGCAUAUCUCUAGGUGAAUUGCAAUAAUUGUGUGUGUAUAGUUUCUGAGGUAUCAGGGGUGUUCAGUUUGCAAUAAAUGGUAUAUUCUGCUGUGUACAGUUACAUUUUUUUUAAAUGACAAAAUUGUACUUGUUUCUAUUUUUUGUGACGGUUUCAAAAAAGAACACAAUUAUUUUAAAGGAAGUCUUAGUAUUUUUUUAGUUUUUGUCUUAAAAUAUUGAGGAUGCAGGAUUUUAUUGUUUAAAUAAAACUGUGCAAUGCUUAAA